AAUUCAGAGAUGACAAUGGAGGACAGGAGCAGCCGCACCGGCAGCGGCAGAGAAAGGCUGGGACUGAGCUUCACUAUUGACUACCUUCUGUUCAAUAAAGGAGUCAAAGGUUCUAAAGAAGAAGCGACAGGAAGUCGUACGGCAGAGCAGACAGCGAGCAACAUGCUAAAUCAUCAGAAUCCUAAACCCGAAGAGGUGGGGAUUCGCUCAGAGGUGCAGGAGAAGCGGCUACAGAGGUCAGAGGCAAAGGCUGAAGAGAGGAAAGUCAAAGAAGAGGAGGGGGAUGAAGUGCAACAAGAGGAGGGGGCGGAGGAAGUGACCACCACCACCACCACCACCACGUCGACCAGCAGCAGUCCGGAGAAGUCUGCGGACAAACCCAACCAGUCGUACAUUGCGCUUAUCUCCAAGGCAAUCCUGGCGUCAGAGCAGAAGAAACUGCUGCUGUGUGACAUUUACCAGUGGAUCAUGGACCACUACCCUUACUUCAAGAGUAAGGAUAAAAACUGGAGGAACAGCGUGCGUCACAACUUGUCCCUGAAUGACUGCUUCAUCAAAGCAGGCCGCAGUGACAAUGGUAAAGGCCACUUCUGGGCGAUUCACCCUACGAACUUCCAGGACUUUUCUAACGGGGACUACCACUGCCGGAGGGCCCGGCGGAGGGUACGCAGGGUGGCAGGACAGCUCCCCCUUUCCUCCCUGAGCUCGCCCUACCACCCAGCCUUCGUCCGGUCACACAGAACGACCUACUGGUGCUGCCCCCAAGCCCAAACGCUCCCUCUGUCCUGCCUGGCACCAAGACUCUACUGGCCAUGGUCCAGUGUGCAGCCACAAGUGGGGUUCCACCCGAGCCUGCACGCCUCUGUACCCUGAGAGUGUUGUACUUUUGACGUACAAACAAUCUGGCCCUGAAUUAUUGCUGGGUAAAGGAGAGAUUUUAGUCUUAUUUGCUAAUGAAUUUGUCAUUAGGUGAUGUUGACGUCGAAGUGGACAAUGUCACGUUAAACUCUGCAAACCAAAGCGAUUUUAGGGUGUUCGAUGAUGACAUGUAUGAAUCUGUUAUUUGUAUUCUCAGUGUUUUUAGAAUAACAAAAACUCACAAUGUUUUGUUAUAAUCUCAUUA
Molecule: messenger RNA, 1123 nt
Organism: Epinephelus lanceolatus (giant grouper)
Lineage: Eukaryota; Metazoa; Chordata; Actinopteri; Perciformes; Serranidae
Gene: foxq2
Product: forkhead box Q2
Biological process (GO): anatomical structure morphogenesis; cell differentiation; regulation of transcription by RNA polymerase II
Molecular function (GO): RNA polymerase II cis-regulatory region sequence-specific DNA binding; DNA-binding transcription factor activity, RNA polymerase II-specific
Source: RefSeq, a predicted model, not a curated record